GGACAAUACAACUAGAAUAGGGAUUUGCUGAACCCUAAACCCUUUUUAGAACUAGAAGAAAUCCUUCCGUCUUCGUGUUCGUGUAGCUAUGGCGAAGAACAGAAACCAGAAGAGAAAUGGUCUAGCUGCUAUGGAUGUCUCCACUGACCAGACGGUCACGGAUGCCCAGGCAAUGGAUACUUCAGAAUCAGUAGCUCCAAAACCACAUAUAGGUGGAUCACAUAGAAAGAUGAAGGGAGUACAAAUGAAAAGGACAAAGAAUGUUAGGAAAAAGAAGGCCAUGGCAAAGGCUAUUUCAAAAAGUGAGAAGUUAGAGGAAAGAAUCACGAAGAGUGAAAGCAAGAUAGAGAGAACUAAACAUGCCAAAAAGUUAUAUGAGUGAAUGAAUGAUUCUUUUUUGUGAUUUAAUUAUGAAUGAGUGAUGAUUUUGUUUUGUUAAUGUUUUCUCCAUGGCCUGCCCAGUAUAAGAGUCAUCUCUUCUUUCA
This is a messenger RNA of Solanum dulcamara, 485 nucleotides long. RefSeq lists its product as uncharacterized. The transcript is spliced from 3 exons. The coding region runs from base 89 to 382 and encodes 97 amino acids. The record is from RefSeq and is a predicted model, not a curated record. Lineage: Eukaryota; Viridiplantae; Streptophyta; Magnoliopsida; Solanales; Solanaceae.